Molecule: messenger RNA, 711 nt
Organism: Paramecium tetraurelia
Lineage: Eukaryota; Ciliophora; Oligohymenophorea; Peniculida; Parameciidae
Exons: 4
Molecular function (GO): ATP binding
Source: RefSeq, a predicted model, not a curated record
AUGUCAGCCUAUGCAGAUUCUUUAAGAGAAGUCUCUGCAGCCAGAGAAGAAGUGCCAGGAAGACGUUCCUUCCCUGGUUAUUUAUAUACAGAUCUUUCCACCAUUUAUGAGAGAGCAGGUAGAGUCUAAGGUAAAAAUGGAUCAAUCACUCAAAUCCCAAUCUUGACAAUGCCUAAUGAUGAUAUCACACAUCCAAUCCCAGAUCUUACAGGAUAUAUUACUGAAGGAUAAAUUUUCAUUGACAGAUAAUUGAAUAACAAGUAAGUUUACCCUCCUAUCAAUGUCUUGCCCUCAUUAUCAAGAUUGAUGAAAUCUGCUAUUGGUAAGGGUAUGACCAGAGAAGAUCAUCCUGAAGUCUCAAAUCAAUUAUAUGCCAAUUAUGCCAUUGGUAAGGAUACAGCAGCCAUGAAGGCAGUCGUAGGAGAAGAAGCCUUGUCUGCUGAAGAUCUUUUAAAUUUGAAAAUAACUUCAUCAGUUUAAGGAGCUUAUGAGGUUCGAUCAAUUUUCAAAUCCCUAGAUUUAGCUUGGAGAUUGUUAAGAAUCUUUCCUCCUGAAAAAUUAAAGAAAAUUAACAAAAGAAAUCUUGAAACCUUUUAUUACAGAAGAAAGGAAGAUGAGGAAGACUUUGAUGGACCCCAAUAAUAAUAGUAAGAAAAAUGAGUAUGAUAUAUAGUCGUAUCAAAUAAAUAUCAAUUCUAAUCUAUAUAAAAA